This is a messenger RNA of Hipposideros armiger (great roundleaf bat), 1083 nucleotides long. It is a transcript of the gene ADIG, whose product is annotated as adipogenin. The transcript is spliced from 3 exons. Bases 233 to 472 code for a protein of 79 amino acids. Lineage: Eukaryota; Metazoa; Chordata; Mammalia; Chiroptera; Hipposideridae. Gene Ontology annotation, biological process: brown fat cell differentiation; white fat cell differentiation. Gene Ontology annotation, cellular component: lipid droplet; cytoplasm; nucleus. The record is from RefSeq and is a predicted model, not a curated record.
AGUGACCCCUCAGCAGGGAUCCAAACCCCAGCUUGGGUUCUCACUGUCCCGGCUCCUGACCAUUCGUCCAAAACGGCUCUCCCUGCACCUGAAGGACACUGUGACUUCCUUGUUACAUCACCAGCUCAGUCACAAUUGGGCUGAGAGCAGAGCGUGGCCCAGCCCUCCAGGGCCCCAGGGCAGCCCUGCCAGCUCAGCCCAGGCUGGCCCGGCGUUGCCACACACGCACGCCAUGAAGUACCCCCUGGUGCCGCUGGUGAACGACCUCACGUUCUCUUUCCUGGUGUUCUGGCUCUGCCUGCCCGUGGGCUUGCUGCUGUUCUUAUUGAUCGUCUGGUUUCGCUUCUUACUUAGCCAAGAUUCAGAGGAAAAUGACUCAGAUUUAUGCUUUGAAUGGGAGCCCUGGAGCAAAGGCCCAUCUGAGUUUCGUUCGGACAGGACACGCCAUAGCCAAAAGGAGAGGCACAGCUGAUGAGGCUGUUAUGCCAGAUCCAACCUGCCAUCUGUUCCCGCCUUGGUUUCCCUGGAGUCAGCUGGGCGAUGGCAAUGGCCGAAGUGGAUGCGAGAGACUCGCCAGGGUGGGAAGAGGACUUUGGCGAGUGUGGUGGCGAGUGACAUGGGACCCCCACCUUGUCCCCUCCAUCGAUGGACAUAACGAAUGCCUCCAGAGGACCCGCUAUCCUCCACUGCAGACGAUGCCCCCAGGCCCCCGAGGCAGAGCCCAAGUCUGUAAAGGCGGUAUAAGUAGGCACACAGGGAAAAGAUGGCCGACUAAAUUCAGAGGAGUUCCUAGGGCAGGGCUGGGCCAGAGGGUGUGGGUCCAUAUUAAAGAAACCGGGGGCUUCCUGUGUUCAGGAGACCGCUGACAAAUGCGCCGGGCCUGGCCAAGUCCAUUCAUUCAACAAGCUGGGGGGCCGGAGCCCAGCGCCUGCUCCUGCACCAACCCGAGCCAUCCCCCGCCCCCUUGGCAACCCCUGACCUUCCUUCGCAUCUGUCCAGAGGGCUGGGGCAUCGUGCCCUGAUUUCAGACCUUGAUUAGCCUUCUGGUUGAUUUUCAUAACAAACAUUGAUUUUAUAACUAUC